GUGAAGUAUUUGCUGCUCACAAGUUGGUAUUAGCAGCACGCUCACCUGUGUUUAGGGCUCAGCUUUUUGGUCCAAUGAAGGAUAAAAGCACAAAAUGUAUAAUUGUUGAAGACAUUGAAGCACCAGUUUUCAAGGCGUUGCUUCACUUCAUAUAUUGGGAUGACUUGCCGGAUAUGCAAGAGCUCGCAGGUUUGAAUUCCAAAGGGGCUUCCACGUUAAUGGCCCAGCAUUUGCUAGCUGCUGCAGAUAGAUACGGACUUGAACGGCUCAAACUGCUUUGUGAGGCUACCUUAUGUGAAGAUGUUGCUAUAAACAACGCUGCAACAACUUUGGCAUUGGCAGAGCAACAUCAUUGCUCCCACUUGAAAUCUGUUUGCCUGAAGUUUGUUGCAUCAUGUGAGAAUCUGAGAGCUGUUAUGCAGACUGAAGGGUUCGAGUACCUGAAGUUGAGUUGUCCAUCCGUAAUUAGUGAACUACUGCAAUUUGUUGCUAAAGUCAGUGAGCAUUCUAUGUCUUUAGUGGGUUUUGGGAGUGAUCCGAUGCCAGACUGUGGAGACAUGAAUGGAAGACGUGUGAAGCCAAGGAUAUUCUGAUAUAUACAUAUACAUACAUAUAUAUAUUUCUUUUUUUUUUUUUUUUUGGGGGGGGGGGGGGUGAUUUGUUGGUUGCUGUUUUGUUUGUUCCAUUUUCUUCUGUUUGCAACAUUUUUUCCUGAUCUGUGUUAAAUUGUUCUGGUAAUUGUUGUAUGUAGUAAUUUUAUACCAUAAAGAGAAAGGGUUUGAAUGUGGCGGAGGAAUACUCAACUCCAUUGUGUCGCUUUCGUGAUGAAAUUCAAUAACAUUUGAGACUGGUUUAAGCUUUAUAAAUUCAAAAAAACAAGAAAGAUCAGAAAACUCUGUAUAUUGAGUGUAGAAGCUAUAGUAUAUGUUACCCAAACUUAAAAGUAGUAAUAGUGUGGUGAUGGCUUGGGUUGCUUCUUUUUACUUGUAUAAUUUAUAAUUGUGUUCGACUC
Chenopodium quinoa (quinoa) is the source of this 1012-nucleotide messenger RNA. RefSeq names its product BTB/POZ and MATH domain-containing protein 1-like. The record is from RefSeq and is a predicted model, not a curated record. Lineage: Eukaryota; Viridiplantae; Streptophyta; Magnoliopsida; Caryophyllales; Amaranthaceae. Gene Ontology annotation, biological process: protein ubiquitination. The coding region runs from base 75 to 593 and encodes 172 amino acids. The transcript has 3 exons. Gene Ontology annotation, molecular function: protein binding.